AUGGUCUCAGGGUCUGAGCUUUGCGCUUUGGAUGCGGAUGUGCUGGCGAGUUCAGAACUGAGUGACAUCAGGAGCUUAAAGCGUCACUUGGUUUCGCUGUGUGGAGCUUCCAGGUUCCGGCAAAGGCUUUUCUGCGACAGAUUUGACUUGGAAGAUGAUAUGAUGCUGAAGGUCCCCAUGGAUCUACAGCUAGUCUUACUGCCCUUCUGCAGCUCUUCCGACAAGGACAUUGACAUUCUGGUGGCAGCUGCAUCUCUAGGAGAUGUGGAGAUUGUGGAGAAGUUACUUCAAAGACCACAAGAUCCGGAUGGACAUAAUGGCGAUUUCGACUCACCUUUGCAUUUGGCUGCAGAGAAUGGACAUGCUGAGGUGGUUCAGUUGUUAUUGGAAGCCGAGGCUUCCGUGGAUUUGCUGGCUUGGCAGGGUGAACCUCCAUUGUGUUUGGCAUCUCGCAGGGGCCAUGUGGACAUCGUGCGCUUGUUGCUGGAGGGCAGUGCCGAGACGGAUGGACAUGAUGCGUUCGUCACCCCACUCUGGGCGGCAUGUGAGGAAGGACGCUUGGAAGUGGCGCGCUUGCUGUUGGAGGCCUGA
This is a messenger RNA of Durusdinium trenchii, 591 nucleotides long. The record is from the annotation of a GenBank genome assembly. Lineage: Eukaryota; Dinophyceae; Suessiales; Symbiodiniaceae.